Messenger RNA from Osmerus eperlanus (European smelt), 4713 nucleotides. It is a transcript of the gene mef2cb, whose product is annotated as myocyte enhancer factor 2cb. Lineage: Eukaryota; Metazoa; Chordata; Actinopteri; Osmeriformes; Osmeridae. The transcript has 6 exons. The record is from RefSeq and is a predicted model, not a curated record. Bases 1 to 993 code for a protein of 330 amino acids.
AUGGCGAGUGCAGCACGGGAGCUGCUCAGUGUCCCUCCAGAGAAUAUGACCGCAGUGUUCACCGAAAGUUCGGUCGACGGGGAGCUGGCCGACGUCGCACGCGCCAGCUCCGUCGACGACAAGGGCAGAGACGGCGUCGAGGCUCCCAGCCUGUUCCUGCCCCCGCCGCACGCUCGCACGGGGCCGGCUCGCCGCGCUCUUCCUCUCCUAGGAAACGGCUAUGGGAACCACCGCAACUCGCCCGGCCUGCUGGUCUCUCCGGGCGGCAUGAACAAGAACAUGCAGGCCAAGUCCCCCCCGCCCAUGAACCUGGGCAUGAACAACCGCAAGCCCGACCUGCGCGUGCUCAUCCCCCCCGGCGCCAAGAACAACAUGCCCUCCAUUAACCAGAGAAUAAACAACUCGCAGUCUGCCCAGUCAUUGGCCACCCCCGUGGUUUCUGUAGCAACGCCCACCCUACCAGGCCAGGGCAUGGGAGGUUACCCAUCUGCCCUCUCCACAUCCUACGGUACAGAAUACUCUCUGAGCAGCGCAGACCUUUCCUCUCUGUCUGGAUUCAACAGUGGUAACUCUCUCCACCUGGGCUCCAUGAGUGGCUGGCAGCAGCAACAUCUCCAGAACAUGCAGCACUCAGCACUCAGUCAGCUAGGAAAUUGCACUAGCACUCACUUGUGUCAGAGUUCAAAUCUCUCCCUGCCUUCUGCUCAAAGCCUGCACAUCAAGUCCGAACCUGUUUCUCCUCCUAGAGAUCGCAGCAGCAGCACGCCGGGGGGCUACGGCCACCAGCAGCCCCAGAUCCCCUCCGGCCGGCAGGACUCGGGCCGCUCCCCCGUGGACAGCCUGAGCAGCUGUGGCUCGUCCCACGAGGGCAGCGACCGCGACGAGCACCGGAACGACUUCCACUCCCCCCUGGGACUGAGCCGGCCGCCCCUGGACGAGCGCGAGAGCCCCUCGGUGAAGCGGGUGCGCCUGUCCGAGGGCUGGGCCACAUGAUUGGGGCCUCGCCCCCCCCCCCCCCCCCGUGUCGCCCCCGUGCCCCACCCCCGCCCGCCCCCCUCCCUCCCCGGCCUCGCUCGCGGCCAGCGGGCGAUCGGCCCGAGCCCCCGACACGCAAUGUCACGACGUCGCCCCCGUCCCCGUCCCCGUCCCCCCCUUCCCCGCCCCCCCAGCCCGAGACCCUCGUGCUAAAUAUCACCUUACUCACCUCCCGGGCCCCCCUCUCUCUAUCUCUCUCUCAACUCUCUGUUUUUCUCUCUCUAUUGCUUAAGGAAGAAAGGGGACGUCCUUUUCUCGAUAUAACUGUAAUGUUUUUCUUUUUUCUUUGUUUCUUUUUUGCAGAGUGUGUGUGUUAUACAUAUUGAAGUUAUAUAAAAGCAGUAGGGUGAUGGUGGGGAGGGGGGGCCGGGGGCAUAGGGGUGGGUGUUGGUAAGGUCAGGAUCAGGGGCUUUCUUUGGUGGGGAACUAUGCAUACUUGUGCCGUGUGUGAAGAAAAAAAAGAAAAAAAAAAUCCUGUAUGCAUAUAUAUUUACACGUGUGUGUAUGUGUACAUAUACGCAUAUCAACAAAUAAACAAAAAAAAGUCAGGUACUCCGGUGUUUUGUAAAAGUACUUACAACUUGCCUCCGCGAUAAUCAGUAAGCAGAGGAAAACAGGAGAGCGUAUGUAGAGCUGAGGAAAAGGUCUAGCACUUGAGUUGGUCCACCAAUACACAUGUACAGUGUCAUGUUCAUUGCUACCUUCUACACGGUUCUCCCUUGCAAAAUGUAUGUUAACCAUAGAUGAUGUCAUGUUGCAGGUUCAACGUAUUUAUGUAAAUAGAGGGGUCGGGGGUCAGGAUGGGGGAGUCAAAAGUUGCCAGGCAGUACAGAUUUAUUUACUUGCGAGAUGAAAGCUAUUAUGCAACAUUUGAAGGAUUGUACAGGUGAACCCACAGACCCAAUGCUAGACGAACCUGGAAGCCAGGAUGAGUGCAGUGCUUCAGGCACGGAGCUUUGUUAAAGGCUCAUCUUACGAUCCAAGAGCCAUCUUAGUUUAAUAAAGGAAACCCCGGGUCUUGUAUUAGCUGUUCAGUAUUAAACAAACAGAAACAAAAAACAAAAAAAUUACGAUACACUUGCUUAUAUUUUCAUAUGAAAGGAAUACAAUGCAAAGCAUUUUUUGUGGCUUUUUGUAGUUUCUAUAAGCCAGAAUGUGUUUUUGAUAGCUUUGCUAAUAUGACACGGAUAGUCCAACAAGAGAUGAAAUUACUGGGCUUUCAAACCUUAAGCCAUGAAAACAGACUGGGAACCCAUCAUGCUUUGCUGAACUGUUUUCUCUUUGUAGGGGUUUCGUUUUUAAACGUGUAUUUCUAAUUAUUAUAUGAUUACGGUAAUAUUAAGAAUCGAAAAAAAAAGAAAAAAGGACCAAAAAAAAAAAACAUCAGUGAAAUUAACAUGCUUGUGUAUAGCUUUCUAAUAUAUAAAUAUAUCUAAUAAUGAUUUCUUUUGUUUGUUUUCUAGUGGAGUUUGCUAUGUGCAGUUGCACAUGUUGUCAGUUCUGUUGGGUUUGAGCUCUGGCCUGUGUUGUCCAGAUGCCUGUUUAAUCUAACCUUGAGAUCCUGCCGGAACAGCCUGGCCCUUGUCUGUGUGAAGGACUCGAUGAGGAAACAUAGGCCUCUUUUGCUGAUAAAUCAUCGUUGUGGACAUUGCCUGGGGAGUGGAAUGGGAAGCUGCAUAUAAACGUGACAUAUUCUUCCCAUUGUUUAACAACAAGUGAGACACCAAAUGACAUGUUCGUUUGUGAUCUCAAGGAUUAGUCGUCACCCCCACCCCCCCCCCCCCCCCCGAUGUCACCAUCGACGUGACAUUGGCCUGCUUCACUAUGUAUAUUUUGGAAGAUUAUUUAUCGUUUCUUCUUCAAAUCCUCGUUUGCCUCUGAUCAUAAUAAAACCCUUACUUGUGUGCAGGGCAUCACGCAAGUCCAUAUUGAAGUAUUUAUUUGAAGUCAUAUUUAUGUCAGAGUGCAAUGUCCUCGUAUGAUCGUGGUCACUUUUGUAAUGAUGUCACAGUCAUCAGAACAGGAGUUGUGUAGAUAGACUCCUUCCGUCCAGCUGUCUGCCCCGGCAUCCAAAUCACACUACCCCCAAAGUCAGAGAACUAUCGGAGGAUGGUUGUCAGGAAAUUGAUACGGCUGGUUUGGGGGGAGGAGGGGGGGAAGCACAAUGGUUGAUUUUUGACAACUAACUGUCUUGAUUCAUUUCUAAAAAUAGAUCUCACCACCAAUCUCUCUCUCUCUCUAUCUCUCUAUCUCUCUCUCUCUCUCUCUCUCUCUCUCUCUCUGCCACCCACUCCCCUAUCUGCUGUCAGUGUUAUGGUAUUUCUGUGUGCAUAAUUUCCUGCGAGUUCACGAUGUUGUUGCUGUAUACAGUCUGUGUUGUCCGGUUAAGGGGCAGAGCCCUUUCUUAUGAUCUUUUUUCAUUCAAAACGAAAGGUUAAAAGGAACGUGAUUUUCCAGGCAGCCUAUAGGUGUGAAGAAACCAAAGCCAGUGGCAUUUUCUGUGUUGUAAUACUCUUUUUUUGCCCCAUGUCAUUCAUGGUUAUUUGCAAGCGUUGACAUCGACAACAAAAAAAUCAAUAAAAGCCUUUGCUCAAAUCUAGAAUCGGUUUCCCCAUCUCAGUCUCAAUGGGUCAUGAACGGUCGCCAAUAUGUAGAGCCUACUGAUGGCUUUGUCUUACACUUGGUGAGAGGUAUUUAAGAAUGCCAGCUGGAUACAUGUUUGGUGAUGUAUCCCCCUUAGUGCAUUGCAUUGAUGGUAUCUCAGUAUUUCAGUAAGAGGGAGAGUCAUUUGAAAAUGACUCAGUUGAUUCAUUCAGGUGAAAUGACCAUAGAAAAACCCUGUUUCGGUAUCCUAUAUCCAUCCCAGCCCUACAGCUCUGGCCCCUGUCGUGAUGCAUGUGUCACUCGCUCUCUGAUGAGGCAAACAUGUCGCAUCAAAACAAUCUCCUUUUACCUGUCGUGUGCUUUUCGAAAUCUAGAUGGCGUUCAUCCAUUUGUUUUUGUUUUGUUUUAACCAAAGAGAAACUUGUUUGUUUUUUGAUCUCCGAUUUUCCUUGUUACUAUCCGUUUGAAGCGAUUGUGUUUCCCCAUCUGUUGAUCAGUUGAAAUGUGUUGUACUGAUAGCUUCUACUGGUACCUCAAAAUUGACCCACCCAGUACCUCAGCUGACUUCUCUGCCGCUUGCAAUGCAAAAAGGGGAGACCAUGCACCUGUACAGUCAUGUGGAAUAUUAACUGAACAUUGCUUGAGGUCUCUGCAUUCACAUGUGAUUUUCUGACUGCUCCAUCUUUGUUUGUGGUUUCUUUAUUUAAGUUGUAUACAUUGAAAAAGAAGACGAAAAUAAAAAAAUUAAUAAAAAAAAAUGAUAUAUAUAUAUCUUGAAAAAUGCUUAAAAAGUCAGUCUGUAGUAUCAAAUGUAGCUUGUAAAAACCUGAAUUUGGGGAGGUUUGAAGUUAGUGUUUUGGGGAACGCAAGAGAGGCUUUCAGCGGCAUAAGCUGGCCUUUGUCGCCAUUGAGGAUAAGAUGUUAUUAAAUUGAAACCACAUCUCUGUAUCUCAAGGGACUUGAUUCAGCUGUAUGUAGUGAAAACGUGUGGAGAUGAAAUAAACGUUUCUUCUGCUGGGGAAAGGUAUUUGUAUUUUGCAGAGAAUUCAGUAAAGUUACUGGCUUUCUUAGUUA